Messenger RNA from Polistes dominula (European paper wasp), 2055 nucleotides. Its product is annotated as elongation of very long chain fatty acids protein baldspot. Lineage: Eukaryota; Metazoa; Arthropoda; Insecta; Hymenoptera; Vespidae. Gene Ontology annotation, molecular function: fatty acid elongase activity. Gene Ontology annotation, cellular component: endoplasmic reticulum membrane. Gene Ontology annotation, biological process: fatty acid elongation, polyunsaturated fatty acid; very long-chain fatty acid biosynthetic process; sphingolipid biosynthetic process. The record is from RefSeq and is a predicted model, not a curated record.
AAACACGAGCAGCGUUAGUCUCGCGCAGCACAUUGCACGGUGUACUUCAUAAGUGUUGACAAGUAAGAUUAAAAAAAACUGUCUCGUGUUAAAAGUCUGUGAGAAGACCGGGUUUGACGCGAAUUAUUCUAAUAGUGUGUUUUAAAAACCACUAUACCUUGUAUACAUAUAUAUAGAAAUAUAGACACUUGACGUAUAACAUAUGCGUUUAAUUAGGUGAACAAAUUCUACGAAUAGAUGAAUAGAAGAGGAAAAAAGAUAAUUUUUUAAAGUACAUUGCUUAAAGAGAAAGAAAGAAAGAAAGAGAGGGGGGGUCAGAUACAGUUAGAAAGACAAUAAAGUAGACGUUAAAUAGGAGAGGUCUUGUGUUACGAACGCGCACAUUGCCUUUCAACUUUGUUUAUCUAUCGAUUUUUCUCGUCAAGAGAAGAGAACGUAGCCAGACAUAACGAUUCGUCAAGAGAGACAAAGCUACGAAGGUAAAGAAAGACAUAUUUGCACGUGUAGUAUAUGCGGUGAGUAUAUAUAAUAGAAGAUAAAAGAAGAAGAAGAAGAAGAAGAUGAAUUAUUAGUGAGAAUGAAAUAGAUUUGUCCGUUGAUGAAAUUUCAUCUCCCAUAUUAAGAAUUCCUAAGAACGAGGACAACACUAAUUUACUCAUCGUUGUGUCAAAUUGUCAUUAAAAGGGUAAAGCUUAUUAUUUCGGAGUAAUACUACGUACACGAAUUAAAUUCGGUUAAAGUAGACUUUACCAGUUAGUGAUCCCGCGCGCGCGAUAUAUUCAUUUCAUUUCGAAGAAGAAUAAUAAGAAGAGGAAUAGGAAGAGGAAGUAAAAGAAGAAGAUAGAAAAGGUAGAAGGGAGGAGCCGGUAGAAGAUUUCUCGCAUCGAGGGACUCGCCUAUGUUACGUUUCUUCGUCGAAUAAAUUCACGCAAUCACGGGAAUAACAAGAAGCUGACAUAGACAAAAUAUUUCUCCGUGGGGUUGUGUGUGUGUGAUAAAUAAACGAAACUAAGUGUUAAUAUAAAAAUAAAAUAAAAUAAAAUAAAAUAAAAUAAAAAAAUAUUUCAAGAUGAACAACAUGGAUUACAUGGAAGUAACUUGCCCGAAUUAUUCUUACGUAUUUAAUUUCGAAGAAAAGUUUAUGCAUCAGGAUACAAGAGCAUGGAUGAUGAAACAUUGGACAAGUGCAUUUUAUUAUUGUGGUAUAUAUAUGAUAUUAAUAUUUGGUGGUCAACAUUACAUGGCUAGUAGACCGAAGUUUGAACUACGUGGUAUUCUCACCAUAUGGAACACCCUCUUAGCAUCAUUUUCGAUCAUUGGAUUCACCAGAACGGCCACUGAAUUCAUUCACGUUCUCAGGAAUCAUGGACUAUAUUACAGCGUUUGUAUACCAAGUUUCAUCGUACAAGACCGAGUGUCGGGCUUUUGGACAUGGAUGUUCGUGUUGUCGAAGUUACCCGAGCUCGGUGAUACCGUGUUCAUUGUUCUACGUAAACAACCAUUAAUAUUUUUACAUUGGUAUCACCAUAUUACCGUGUUGCUAUAUUCAUGGUUCUCUUAUACGGAAUACGCAUCUUCAGCAAGGUGGUUUAUCGUAAUGAAUUAUUGCGUUCAUUCGUUGAUGUACAGCUAUUAUGCUUUGAAAGCAAUGCGUUAUUCGCCACCUAAAUGGAUCUCGAUGCUGGUCACGGGAUUACAAUUGUCCCAAAUGGUGAUGGGCUGUGCUAUCAACGUCUGGGCUUAUCAGUACCUGAAACAAGGACAGUCAGAGUGUCAUAUAUCACGACUAAAUAUCAGACUUAGCCUGGCUAUGUACUUCAGUUAUUUUGUCCUAUUCGCACACUUCUUCCAUAAGGCCUAUUUCAGCAGAGAUUCAAGUAAAUCAAGCAAGAACAAAUUGUAUACUAAUGGAACUAUUACCACGACUGAUGAUCACACGAUCGUAUCUACGAAAUACGCGAAUGGUAAACUGAAGGAAAAUUAAGAAGAGGAAGAAGACAAUUAUUAUUAUUAUUAUUAUACAACCAAAUUUUUGGUGGGAAGAAGAAAAAAGAA